Molecule: messenger RNA, 3285 nt
Organism: Ylistrum balloti
Lineage: Eukaryota; Metazoa; Mollusca; Bivalvia; Pectinida; Pectinidae
Exons: 5
Coding region: 2542-3231 (229 amino acids)
Source: RefSeq, a predicted model, not a curated record
CUGUGCGAAAUUCAUCUUACGUAUUUAUGUUAUUAGUCAGACACAUCAUAAUUUUCAAACUUUUCGAAACGUGGAACAAAACUUAACUACUGACAGGAACAACAACAGUUCUCUCAUUAGUUUAUUCUACCAGAAGCUUUGCAAUCCUAGAUUUUAAAACUACAAAGAUAUUUAAGGCGUUGAAUGUACUCUUUUAUUUAAUAUAUGUUGAUGGAAAAGGACGAUGAAGACAACGUAUGAAUGGUCAUAAUUCUGAAGUAAACCCCUCAACCCCUUUAACCCUCUGAUUAUUCUACACACUCGAUAAGUAUUUUGGAAAAAAUACUACCAAACUAACGACCCUACUAUUAGCACGCCGUACGGUAGCCAACGUGAAGAACAUUACAUUAGACGCCAUAUGGUAGUAUUGACCGCAUUGAAUCUGUUGGAAAUUUGUCUCUUUGGUAACGCUAAAGAUAUGGCUGUAUUCCUUCCUAAAAAAGACGUAAUUGUAGCUAUGGAGAGUGACAUUGCAAGAACUCUAGAGUAAACAGUGUUAAGUUUAAAGAUUUAACCAUUAGGGGUACAUCGUUUGGAAUUACGUUUGAGUCGUUUCCUCUCUCCAGGUUACAAAACCUUCAAGUGUAUUUAGCUAAUACUGUACCUGUAAGGCGUGGACACACGCUUAUUCUUUAUAAUAAUUAAUGAAAAUAAUAUUUUUAAACCAGUCUAUAUUUCUGCCAUGCGACUCUUAGGGAAUUCGACAAUCCAUGAAAUUUGAGUUUGCAAAUAAGGGAGUGGAUACUUUUAACCUCGGUAAUAUUUUACACCGGCAAUCUUUCGAAGCUUUUAACCCACCAUACUUCCUAUUCAGAAACACCUCCGUAAUUUCUCCACGCCGGUAGCAUCCAAACUUUUCAGCAACAAACAUGCGCUACAACAGCAAAUGAAUGUAGAUGACUUAAGAAUAAAUCCUCCUUUAGCUUGUUCUUGUUCAACCUCUCCAUAUAACUGUGGUCCUGCUAGGCACAUAGUGAAUGCCCGCUUUAGCAUUAUCUCAAACGUGAAACUUUUUCUUUUAAAUGGAAUAUGAAUUUCAAGAUAUUCCGAGAGUCCUUGGAAAACUUUGUCACAGAAUAAGUAAAAUGAGAGUGUUCUGCAUUGGAUUCACUCUCACAGUCGGUUCACUCCAUUCAAAUCAUCAUUUUUACAUUUUUAGAUAGCAGGUAUGUCAUUUGCCUAAUGAAAAGGCAUCAAAUAACUCGACCCUUUUCUGCAGACAGUUAUACAUUUUCACAAAACAAAAAGAACUGGACUUACUUCAUAACAAAGGAAUCUUUACAUUAUGCAAUCUUACCAAAGAAGAAAUACGGGCGAAUCAUGCAUCCGUUUUAGGUAUAUGUAGACAGACUAUCAAUUAAAAGGAAACGGACAUCCUCCGUUUAUAUUUGAUUCUUAAACUUCUCAGGAAUCACAGUAAACAGCGUUUUAUUGCUGGUUCUUAAAGCUGUUCCAAUCCUUUAUCCAAACUUCUAACUACCAUUCUUAGAACUAAUAAAUUAUUCCGACUUGUGUUUAACACCCUCAGAACACUGGACUCCGUUCACUAUAAUACCUCCCCCCCCCACCCUCUUACCUGAAGGAACAACUUCGUUUUCUUGUUAUGAGAGCUUCCUGCUUCCUUUCCAAACGUGGUACAAAUAUGGAUUGAUCUAUAUUGAAGCGUAUUUUAUGAAAAAUACAUCAAAAUAAAAGAAAUAUACGGAGGACGAGAUUAUAAAAAUGACGGAGUUUUUGGUUGGCAAUAUCUUCGUUGAGUUUUGUGGUAGUAUUUUCCAACGGAUUAUUACCAUACCUAUGUGAACCAAAACGUAAAGAAUAUAAACAUAUACAUAAUCUUCAAUAUGAUGUGUGCUUCCCAACCUCAUUCAUAUGUCACAAAUAUUUUUGUUCACAGUGAUAAUGACAAAGGAGGCAACCAUGAAAUGCUGUCACUUUCGGGAUCAUUUGUCUGUUACACCUAAUGCCUUACUUGAUUAUUACAAAUGUCCAAUGUGACUAUUAAGUAAUUAUGAACAUUUUGCUCUUCUGUCCCUACCCCCUCCCUCACUCCCUUCUGAUUUUGAUGUAGAGUAACACUGACAUCCUUUUGUCCUUUGUAUCUCAAUGAAUUCAGAAAUUUAGAAAAUCUGGAAAAUAUAUGAAUGGCAUUUAGAAAUAUCAGAUGGGUAAAUUGGUGAUGAAUUGGUACAGAUUUUUUAAAUGUCAAUUAUAAAAUGCAGUAAUUUCCCCAAUAAGAGGAAGAUGACGUAUGAUUCAUGACUCUAUUUUGAUAUUACCCAAGUUCUGAAUCAUUUAAAAUCUAUCAACACAACUGGUCUCAUUUAGUAUGUACAUGCACGCAAUUUUAGUAAUGUCAAACAGAUGUUGCACGUUCAUUUUUCAGAUUGUCCCAUAUUUACAUAUUCACUCAUGUUUAAAGGCCAUCCACAAUGAUCUUUAGUCGUACUGUGUUACGUAUUCCGAUACAAUAUAAAGGAUAAAUUCCAAUUUUGUUAACAAAUGGAAGCGGUAUUCAUCAUCCUAAUUUUCGUGGGUCUCAUAUAUGCUUCGUCGUUGGCCGCAACCGUCACAGCGAAAUCACUUCUGACCAGCCUAGAGGAUCAGACGGCAGGCAGAUCAGAAUGUAAUUCGUAUUCAAUGCUGACUGAGAGAAUAGGUGAAGAAAUGGUGGACACAAUUAGCGAAAUCGGUGGGCGGAUUGACAAACCGAAAAAAGUCGUUAAAUCUGCACUCCUACAGGAAAUAGAGUUAUCCUGUCAAGUUAUGGCGAUGAAGGUGAACAAGAUAAAGAAUGAUAUUAUUGAGGAAUGUCCUAUUCACGUCCUAACUGGCAUGCAUGUGUUUGGAGGAAUCUGCACGGACAAGGGAUCAUUGACAGCACUUGCAAAUGAACUGCUUGCUGACUACCAAUAUGUGAGGAGCGCCUGUUUCCCCGCUAUGCAUCCCAUUAUGGACGGUUGUAAGAGGGCGGAUAUCGUCGCAGACAAGGGGAUUGUGGAUGGGCUGACAGAAUACAAAAGAAUCAUGCCCGAACAUCUCCAUUGUGUGUUUACGGGGAUAGAAAACAUCGACGGUAUGUCAUCAGUGUGUGGUAGUACCGCCAGUCUGAAGAGAAUGGCUGUGUUGUUCGAACUCAUAACAUAUCCAGGUCCAGGAGUUACAUUCACGAUGGAAGACUUCGGAUUAUAACCAAAGGAUGUCACAUCGAACAAUAAAGAGAAUAAACAGAAAAUUUCCGCUCGU